UACCUUAUACCCAUUGCCUACCCUAUCCCACUUUACUAGUGACUCUGUAACCACCGGUCUCGACGGGAACCGGCAAACACCACCACGAGACAACCAACUACGUUGGAGUGAGAUUCUACGGGUCUUGCUGUAUUCACCUACAGCUACGACGUCCGUACAGUCGCGCCCAAGACACGGUGAUGUCGAUGCUAACGAGCGAUAGCUAACAGCGUCUUUCGGGAAUACCGUACGCCUGGAUUUUUCAUUAAAAAAUACCGCAGUGUGUCAGCAACAAAAUACCACGUUUUCCCUAUUUUUCGAGUGAAGUGAAAGAAAAUUUAUUUAUUUUUUUUGGAUAAUUGUGCCACUCAUCUGUGGGAUGAAUUUCAUUAUGGGACAUGCGUGAUUUUCACCGCAAUUAACGACAAAAUGAGUCAAAUGUUGCAGAAGUGCUUGCUCCUAGCUGUAAUAAUCAAUCUGUCCUCGGCGACCUCUCCCUGUCCAUGGGCAAGCCAGGUCACUGAGCUGGAUAGCUCCUGCAUCUGCGAUUAUAAUUUAGCUCGAGAGCUCUCAGUGCAGUGUGACAUCGUUGACUUCAAUCAACUGCUCACAGCAAUCCGACGUUAUGCUGCCAAGACAACCGUCGAUUUGUUUUACAUAAAUAACAGUACAAUUGGAAUUCUCAAAAAUAGCUCUCUGUCUAGUAUUCGAAUAAACAAUAUGCAAUUAUCCGGUUGUAAGAUAAAAACAAUCGAGGAGGAUGCCUUCAAGGGUCAAGAGAAUUCCAUGAGAACUCUCAAUCUUAAAGACAAUGAGCUGACGGAGAUACCGACGACAACACUCAAAUAUCUUCGAAAUCUAACGGUUCUAGAUAUUUCAUUGAACAACAUUACGAGAGUCGAGAAUGAUGCCUUUCAAAAUCUCAAACUUGUGACCCUCAAAAUUGCUGACAACGACAUUACCCUGGCACCUGGGGCAUUCAGAGGCCUGGAAAAAUCACUGAAGAACCUGAACUUGAAGGGCACACGUCAGAAGUUAGUGCCAGAGGCUUUGAGAGGCUUAAAAACCCUGGCUUUCCUCGAUCUCUCGCAGAAUGGCAUCAAAGAACUCCCCGGAGUGGUCGGUAAAAAGGCCUUUGAGGGCCUGAAUUCCCUCACUGGACUCAAUUUGGAGAGGAAUUUAAUUCAGAAUAUCGACGCCGAUGCUUUCUAUGGUAUUAAAGACACGUUGAGCUCCCUCAGUCUUCUGAAUAAUCUCAUUCCUGAUUUUCCUACUGGUGCUAUCAGCAGUAUUCACGAUCUCAGGGUACUUGACAUUGGUUUCAAUCUCAUCACAGAGCUGCCUGUGAAUGCAUUCCACAAUAAUCCCUCCAUAACUCUCCUAGCAAUCGAUGGAAAUCCCCUGUCGACAGUACCCGAAGAAGCCCUAGCAACUCUCAACGGAACACUCCGUGGAUUAAGUCUGGGUGGACGAUUUUUAGUCUGUGAUUGUAAACUCCGUUGGAUCGCCAAUUGGAUAAGAACCAAGGAUUUACAAGUCACGAGUCGUGAAAGAAAACCCCAAUUCUGUGGGAGUCCCCUGAGGUUGCAAGAGAGAAGCUUCUACAACAUUGAUCCUGAAGAAAUGGUUUGCGAGAGACCAUCGGAGAUAAUAGGCAUCGGUACAGUGGAGUCAGUAGAUACGAAAGAGCCGAUGGGACCGGUAACUGGAGUAGUCGAGGGUCUCCUACCCACAACUCGAUCACCACUACCACCGCCAACAACCCCAUCAACAACCAGUGAAACAACUCCAAAAGCAACCUACACAAAUGCCACGUACUCCACGUCAUUCACGAGUCCAAUAUCCACAACGGAAAUCAGACAAACAGAUACCCCCCUGACAUCUCCAAGAACAGUGAGCACAUCGACUCGUUCAACAGCCGCCAGAACCGGAAAUGUCGUUAUUGUGAAGACGACUCAGGCCCCAGCGCGGAUUCCUCAGGCUGGAGAACACAAUACAAUGCACCAGCCGAAGCCGCCGAUGGUGUUUGCAUCGUCGGACCAGAGGCCCCUGUACAAGUCGAGGAACACCGACAAGAUUAUUCUGAAGGACGUCAUCAGGCAGGAUAACACAGUGAUCAUCACCUGGGACAGCCAGUCCCCAAAGGCCAUCGAGUUCAGAGUUGUCUACCGAGUAUUCGGUGACAAUGAGUUCAAACAAGCACCACCACUCGAUGCCAGUGAACGAGAGUUCAAAAUAAAGAAUGUACCUGAUAAUGAGUGCCUUAUUGUCUGUGUCUUAUCCCUCGAGGAUUCCAACGUGACUCCAGCUAAUGUCCCUUAUAAUCAGUGCCGAGAGGUUCGCACAGAGCCAUCACCGACCUCCAACAUGGAUAAAAUAACGAUAGCAGCGAGUGCAGCUAUCUGUGCAACCAUCGUAAUGGCUGUAAUUAUAUUUGUGGUGGCUAAUCGACGACGAGCCCGACAAUUGCACACAAUUCACAGCCUCGAUCAGGCUAAAAGUGGUGGACCAAUAGCAGGACUUCCAGUAAACUGUUGCUCCAAUGUCGGACCAACACCAAGUCCAGCUGGCCCUCUGGCAUCAAUGGCAACUCUAAGUGCCUACAAUGCCCAGAAAGAGUGGGACCAGGUGUCAGCCUACAGCAAUCGUAGUAUUCCCCGGCCCCGAAUAUUCCCCAUCGAUCGACAAGGUUUCAUUCAAAAUUCAUUCACAGGCUCCAUUACCCGGGCCUCGUGCAUUGACGAUGUGAGAUCUCAGGCCAGCCAUUAUGGCGGUAAAAUAUCAACGCGUUCAAUCGCCGAUGGACAGUCACAGCACAGCUUUUCCAACAAUUCGUCACGCUACUUUGCAAACACUGCACUUGCUAAUAAUCUCGUCAAUACACGGCCAGAAUUACGUCAGUCGCGGCAAUCAUUGGCGGCCGCUUCAGAUAGAAUGUCACGUAAUGGAUACCCAGGAAAUCAUUUACCACCCCAUGCAUCGGCACGACGUCAACGUCCAAGAUCGCGAAAUCGUACACUCGAACAAAAUCCACCGCCCCGUCCUGGCAGCAGAUACAGCUUAGCUGAUUCAACUCACACACUCAACAAUUAUGAGGAAAAUAAUUGGACGGAUCAUGACAUGGACAUCUACAUGUCACGAAAUCCAACGACAAGAAGUGGUCUUGUACCACUUUAGAAAGUUAACCAAUUUUUUUUUUAAUAUUAUUUUUUGCGCAUUGCUCAAGAGUGUUCAUUAGCGGAAAAGAAAAAAAUAUUAAAAUGAGGAGGCGAGAGUAGUUGUUAGGAUGUACUAUACAGGACACUUUUGACUACCGAGUCAAUGUUGGGAAGUUUAGAAUGUUAAAAAUUAGGCUAGGACUGUUAGAAUGUGAAUUUAUAGAGUUAUUCAAUGUGGAGGAUCUCGACGAAUGAUUUCUGGUGCUUGAAAAUUCUAUAAUUAAUUGUAGAGUUAUCUGACUCGUGUCUAAUGAAUUAAUUUUUUAUACUCGGAGAUAAGACUCGAAUUAUCGAUAAUUGGUGAGUGGACACAGAUAUUUAGUGAAUUUUUUCAUUGACAAUAAGCUAAUAGCAAGGCCACUCUACCCUAAUCCCUCCAACAUGACAAGAUUAUUGUUAAAUACUCGUCAAAUGUUUAAUCAGUGACAUGUGGCUCUUCCAAAGACUGUAGUACUCCUGAGUUAAUAGGAUUUCUGCAUAAGCUCUUCAUUUAUACUAAUUAUAACUGUUUUUUUAAUAAAAACCGAUUAGAGAGUGGACGUGAAUUUUAACGAGAGAACAUAAUGAAUGCUUGUAACGUUAUUAAUCCCAGUAUUUGUAAAUCGCGUAUUGUUGAAUCAAAUAUAGACGUGCAUUAUUCGUAA
This is a messenger RNA of Diachasmimorpha longicaudata, 3841 nucleotides long. RefSeq names its product hattifattener (gene haf). The transcript is spliced from 7 exons. Bases 409 to 3156 code for a protein of 915 amino acids. Gene Ontology annotation, molecular function: protein binding. NCBI's taxonomy places the organism in Eukaryota, Metazoa, Arthropoda, Insecta, Hymenoptera, Braconidae. The record is from RefSeq and is a predicted model, not a curated record. Gene Ontology annotation, cellular component: plasma membrane.